GCUCACGCAAUAUCCGGCGAGCAUUGUCGGAACAGAGCAGCGCGAGCUUCGGAGCUGCAAUGGCUUGCAGCGCUCUCUCGUCGCUCAACUUCGUCGCUCCCGUCGUUCCGCCGACCAAGCACUUCCUCUUCUCCGAUCCUAUCCACUCCGCCGCCAGGUCGAGGCUCGCGCUUCCGCCGCCGCCGCGCGUCGCCUCCAUCCCCAUCCCGCCGAUGAACGCCGACUACCUGGCGGACGAGUUCAGCGGGCGCGGGGUGGCGUUCGAGGCCAUCGGGGACGACUGCGUCGCGAAGCUGAGCCUCGACGACGGGAGCUCGGCGGUCCUGAUGCUCCCCCGCGGCCUGGUGACGUCGUACAAGGCGCCGAUGUGGCACGGGGCGAAGAUGGAGCUGCUGCAGACGGUGGUCUCGGAGGGCGAGGACGGCGGAGGGGCCGAGGUGCGAGGCGGCGUGUGCGUCGACGUCGGCGUGGAGGGCGAAGGCGAGGAGGACGGGCGAGUCUCGUGGCGUCCGAGGGACUGGGCCGUUCGCGACGUUCGAGGAAAUUCAGGAGACUCUGUUCAGGUUGAACUCAUUAGCCGUGAUUCGAAGGGCAUGGUGGAUGUAAGAUACGUUUUGACCCUUCAAAGACAGGUCUUGAGCACUGAAAUGGAAGUCUCCAAUACAGGAACAGCACCGGUCCAGUUGAGGGGUUCGAUCUUGAGCCAUCUAAACGUGAGCACGCCAGACGCGACCUACGCCAUUGGAUUAGAAGGUUCGGAUUUCUUCAAGAGGCCGCCUUUUCCAUCGAGCUUUAGAAUAUUUCCUCCAGAAGUCGACCUGAAAGGCGAGUCUGGUUUGGGGAAGCUGUGGGAGAAGUUCAAUCCUCGAGGAUUUGCCUCUGGAAAUGAUUACGGAAUGGAGGACGAAACGGAAGGUGAAGAAGAUGACAGUUACAAGCGCCUUACAGAUGAAAUGAGCAUUAUAUAUACCAGUGCCCCUACAAAUUUGACAAUAAUUGACAGGGGCAGGAGGAAUUCAGUUGUAGUAGGAAGGGAAGGUUACAACGAACUAUACCUGUACAGCCCUGGUUCUCGGCACGAACACUAUAGCAAGUAUGCAUACAUCUGUGUGGGGCAGUCAGCUCUCCUUAAACCAGUGGUUAUUUGUCCGGGAGAAGUCUGGAGAGGAGGGCAACAUUUACAUAAUCCAAACCUCUGAAGUCCUGGAGAAGGGCCUCAGACAAAUGGUAGAAGGCCCGUGGCAGAGCAAGUUAUCACCUUCACUAUUCACCAUCAUGAUCAAGUUUAGCCAAAAUGGUAAAUUGAUUUUGUAUGUGCCAUCCCAAAUCAACAGCAUCUGACUGCCAUUCACAAGGCUGCAAUGCUAGCCAUUGGAUGUUCCAUCAACUAAAAAAUUGGUACAUGCCAGAUCCUUUACUUGUAUAUCGUAUUAAGGUUUAUGAACAAAGUUCAUUAAUUGCAAAGUAAAAUUGCUUCC
Eucalyptus grandis is the source of this 1478-nucleotide messenger RNA. RefSeq names its product protein NDH-DEPENDENT CYCLIC ELECTRON FLOW 5. Gene Ontology annotation, molecular function: catalytic activity; carbohydrate binding. Bases 60 to 1199 code for a protein of 379 amino acids. Lineage: Eukaryota; Viridiplantae; Streptophyta; Magnoliopsida; Myrtales; Myrtaceae. The record is from RefSeq and is a predicted model, not a curated record. The transcript has 4 exons. Gene Ontology annotation, biological process: carbohydrate metabolic process.